GUAAAUGAAAAUUCGAAUCGCAAGACCUGGAGAGCCGAAAAUUUUGCUGGAUUACAUUGUUAAUACCAAUUAUUUUCCGUACAAAAAAUGCUUGAAAGAACUCGAGAGCAGAAUCCCCGUCAGCAAUCUCCGGAAUUAGAUGUUUCGAAACUGAAACGCACUAUUGUUUCUGUCGAAUACCCAGGCCGGGUGGUAAACGACAAUGAAGCAUUCAGGACCAUGGGUGGACUUGGAAUGAUGUCAGCAGUUCAUUCAAAGGAAAAUAGAAAAAUUGAAUUGAGGUUUAGACCAGAUGACCCAUUCUGCAAACCCACUCAUGGGGAACAGGUCCAAACUUCAAACUUACUAUUUAAAAUCAUAAAAACAACUAAAAAAAAUAGAAUAACCAAAAAAGAAGAAGUCACAUACCAAACAAAACUUGAGGGUGUCAUCAGAAAAACCUACAGAUUCCUAGGUCUAUGUGAUUUUCAAUACCUACCAAUGGUGGCAAAUACUGAUACCACAAGGAAGGAGCUUACUGACAAGUUUGUUUCAAUUCUUGAGCUUGUUGUUCCACAAAAGUUAGAAACCCUCGAAUGGUUGGAGGAAUCUGCCCCUGUGUUCAUGUCUCCACCUGUAUUUUCUCGGAUGGACUUGCCAGUUGAUUACCAUUUUAGGAAAGACACCACGAACGCGUUAGGAAUGCAAUACGACGGCAAUGUAAUUGGUCGUCUGCGAAAGAAACGAGCCAUGCAAACGAUAUUCCUUGAUUACAGUGGAGGGCCCGCACCAACAAAGCCGCGUGACAUGGCUCUUUGUAACUUAACCGUUCGUUUUAUAAUGCCCGAUGACUUAGCCUUGAUCAAAAAGAUGUUUGAAGAAAGACCUGUCUGGACGAAAGCUGCCCUUACGUACCAUGUUGCCGGUGUCGACAAAAAUUCGCUUCGUUUCAUCUUGGCAUCUGCCGCUUAUUAUUUCACGACCGGCCCGUGGAGGAAUGCUUGGGUCCGUAUAGGCUAUGACCCGCGCCAAGACCCUGAAGCUAGGACUUACCAAAUACUCGAUUUCCGCAUCAGCCAGAACUACAGAAAUAAAGUCGUUCCCAAACGCAGCUAUUCAAAGUACAAUCAGCCGCAUAAGUACGUCAGCACGAUGCGUACGAAAACAUCAUCUAUACGACAAACUGCUGAUAUCCCCUCCACUUCAACAAACGCGGUGGAGAAAAAAGGUGAAAACUCGUACGUUUACCGACCGGGUAUGAUUCCACAAUGCAGGCAAAUGUUUUACCAGUACCUUGACCUGCAUGUUCCAGAAAUUGAAGAACUUCUUUCAACUUCAACUGUGGCGGAAAGCUGCGAUGAACGGUACGGCUGGUAUCCGCCACAUUUCGAGGAUGAAUGUCGUCGGAUUCUGAACAACUAUAUAAGUGACAGUUUUGCACAUCUGAAACCGGAGAAAAAUAGAAAAAAGAAAAGUAAAAUACAAGAACAAACAUUGGACGAGGGCGAAGACGACGAAUAUAGCGAAGAAGAAGACCUGCAGUUGGAUGAUAAUAAUCUGGAAGAAUCCGGAGAUGAUGAAGAUUCAUCUGGUGACGAUGGAGGGACGGAUGAUGGCGACGAGGAAUAUAAACCAUCAGGGAAAAAAUUAUGAUCAAGUUUUUGUCAUGUUGUGCAAAAUGCAAGAAUUUCAAAGAA
Messenger RNA from Daphnia carinata, 1676 nucleotides. It is a transcript of the gene l(2)37Cd, whose product is annotated as general transcription factor 3C polypeptide 5-like. Gene Ontology annotation, cellular component: transcription factor TFIIIC complex. The record is from RefSeq and is a predicted model, not a curated record. NCBI's taxonomy places the organism in Eukaryota, Metazoa, Arthropoda, Branchiopoda, Diplostraca, Daphniidae. Bases 88 to 1632 code for a protein of 514 amino acids. The transcript has 8 exons. Gene Ontology annotation, biological process: transcription initiation at RNA polymerase III promoter.